This is a messenger RNA of Hyla sarda, 2084 nucleotides long. It is a transcript of the gene TRAIP, whose product is annotated as TRAF interacting protein. Bases 108 to 1514 code for a protein of 468 amino acids. The transcript has 15 exons. NCBI's taxonomy places the organism in Eukaryota, Metazoa, Chordata, Amphibia, Anura, Hylidae. The record is from RefSeq and is a predicted model, not a curated record.
AGGAGGAAGACGCGCUGGUGACGUACUAUUGUCGGCAGCAAUCGCGGUAAAAACGAAUCCGUGAACAGAAAGGACUAAGGAACUCCCGGGCCGGGGGGGAGCCAGACAUGCCCAUCCGCGCCCAGUGUACCAUCUGCUCUGAUUUCCUCGAUCACCACAGCGAUGUGGCGGCUAUUCACUGCGGACACACCUUCCAUCACCAUUGCCUGCAGCAAUGGUUCACCUCUGCUCCAAGCCAAACAUGUCCUCAGUGCCGCAUCAAGGUCAGUAAGCGUCAGAUCAUAGAGAAGCUUUUCUUUGAUGUUGGUUUGGAGGAUGAGACGACGCUCGACCCGGAGUCACUAAAGAAUGAAGUAGAUAGAAUAAAAGCAAACCUUCAUACCAAAGAGAAGGAGAAGAGGGAAUGUCAGAAUCUAGUGGAUUCAUUGCGGGAGAUGCUGGACAUCCGGAACGUCACCAUAGAAUCUAUGCAGAAGAAGGUGAAUGAGCUGGAAAUGCUGUGCUCCUCUUUGAAGAGACAGAUGAAAUUCUUUGAUCAGCAACAAUCGGAGACUAAGGCUGCAAAGGAGGAAGCACGUAGACUGCGGAAUAAGCUACGGAACCUGGAGAGCAUUGAGGUUUUGCUACAGUCUCAACGCCCAGAGGUGGAGACCAUGAUCAAGGAUAUGGGCUCAGGAGCAGCUGCUGUGGAGCAACUGGCUAUAUACUGCGUCUCAUUAAAGAAGGAGUAUGAGAAUCUGAAGGAAGUGCGGAAAUCCUCAACGGAAAUGAUGGAAAAGCUGAAGAAGGAAUUAUUUUCUUCAAACAACAAGGCUCAGAAAGCACAGCUGGAACUGGUGAAGGCACGGGAGGAUCUUGGUGCCACACAGAAAGAGCUGGAGAAUGCAGACAGGGAAAUCAUGAGUUUGAAGAAGAAAGUGGAGUUCCUUCAGAAGACACUAAGCACGCCGACCGCAACCAAUGAAGCCAUCAGCCGUCUUAUAUUUGAGAGUCCUGCCCCUAUUGGAUUGCAAAGGCCUAAGCUCCGUCCACCAAUGCUGGGAGAUGACAUUAACUUAGACCUCAGCUUUGACGUUAACACGCCAGAACACCCUACACAGAAAAUAACCAUCGCUCCUUCGAAGAAGAUAAAGCUGGACAAUUUUCCUGUGAGCAGCCGAACUAUGAACACACUGCAGGACUCUAAAGGAUUAACAAACUUUGCAGGGAGAAUAAAUGCAUUGGUAGAAAAGGAGGAUGUGCAAGAUGAUAUCAUGCUGCCAUCAUUUAUAAAGAACUCCCUGCUGCACAAGAAACCAGUGAAGUUUGAAACCAUGAUGAGUUCACAGCAGAACACGGGGGUUGUAAGGACUGGAUUUGAUGGAUUGGGUGGACGUACAAAGUUUAUUCAGACUAGUAGUGUCACGGAAAUACGCCCUCUGCUAUCCAAGAUGAAAAGGAAAAAGGUUUCCAGGCCAGUCCCUUCCAGCACCGUAACCUCCAAUCAACCACGACUUGAAGACUUCUUAAAGUAAAUACUUUACUGGACGACCAUGGACUAGUAGAGGAACCUCCAUUACCAAUGCUAUUUAUAGGGGUCAUUUUAAAUUGGGGAAAUUCUAAAUGAGUGGAAGUCCCAGUCAUUGUUUUGGUGAUAAACCAAGGCUGCGUACCUACAGCUAUAACUGUCUGUGUAGUUUUCCCAAACUGCUCAGUAGAAAAUAUUACAUGUUGUAUGUCAUCUUGAAGCGGCAUAUUACCUAUGGGUAUUAUGUAUACCCACCCUUCAGUGUAUAUAUUGCUGUAAACUGGGGACUUCUCUAAUCUGUAUACCCUGUCGUAACUUGGUCUCUGCUGGUCAGAAUACAGACUAGACUGCACUCUCUUCUGCUGGCUUAUUAUACUUAUGUGUGUAUAUAUAUGGUAUUUUUUAUAUACAUGUCUUCUGUUCUCUUUGAAUGAAUUCCACUGCUGCAGAGUGAUUGUAACUUCUUUUUAUUGUCAGUUUAUAAACAUGUGACCUUUUUCUUUCGGUUUUGAAAUAAAUGAUCCUAUGACUGUGGGGUGAAUCUGCCUGACAUGAGGUGGACAUUCCCAAAAAGUGA